GUCAUUACGAACCGCGAUUUUUUAGAUGAGAGAUCAUUUUUAAGGAAGAAUCAUGGGCGGUCAGUGGAAAGUGAUUCUUUCUGCCGUUUUUCUGGUAAUAGCUUAUGGAACCGUUUCGGCUACAAGAGUAAAACGGCAAAAUGAAGAGAUGUCCGAAAUCGAAAAAAUUCUUGAAAAUCCCGAUCAUCCGGAAUAUAUUUAUGCAAGCUGGAAUAACACGGACAAAAAAUUAGCAGAAAGUGUCGAACAGAUGAUGAAAAAACUUAUGCCCAUGGUUAUAAGGAGUAGCUCGAGUGUUGAGUUGUCUGGACCAUGCAUGUCUGCUAUGUUCAAGAUGCUGAUGGGGAUGAGACAAGGGAAACUGUGGCCCUAUCUUAUAUUUGACGCAUGGGGCAAGCCUGGUGGAGGUAUGUUCGAAGGUAACUUGGGACACCUAGGCGACUACGAUGAGUGUGUGGAUCUAGAAAUACCUGAACUGAAAGAUCCGGACGAUCCCAGUAAACAUCAGAGAGGGAAAUAUUGCCUUUCAGAAUUUCAACCCCUGUUGCCCCCGAAACCACAACUCUAUACUCUUUACCAUGUCAUUCCAGAACUAAGAAACAUCAGCGCGAAGCAAACAAGUUUUGGUGCAACAGCAAGGAAUGCCCAUUGGUUCUAUCUUUUAAGGUUCAGGAUGGGAGCAUGUGUUCCUAGUGCCUGCACCAAAGAGGAUGUGCACAAUAUUAUGGCCCAAAUUCCUUCUCAGUUAAACAUAAAGGGCACCACCGAUAUCGUAAAUUGUGAAACAAAGCAAUCUUUUACAGUCACCAAUGGUCAAAUUGCAGUUCUGGCGGUGAUAGGAUUAUUUGCUCUCCUGAUGGUCAUCGGCACCUCUCUGGAUGUGGUCACCAUUCUCAGACAAGGAGAAGAUCCUGAACCUCCUACCAUCACCAAAAAGACCUUUUACAAAGUCCUGGUGAGUUUCUCUGCCUACACCAAUUACAUGAAGCUGAUCAACGUAUCCCAGAAAGAAGAGAACAAGCACCUCUCCGCCGUCAACGGAGUCCGUUACAUAACCGUCACCUGGGUCAUCGUCGGACACUCCUACUUGUACGCUGACUACAAUCAAAUGACCCAAGGGAUGAGACUUGCCAAACUGCCUCCAAAUUUCUGGUUUCAAGCCAUUGCCAACGCUAUGCUUACGGUUGAUACUUUCUUCCUUAUGAGCGGCAUGCUGGUCACGUACGGAGUUCUCAAAGCGCAAGAGAAGAGGAAAGGUCUGAACGUUUUCAUGUACAUAUUUCAUCGAUACUGGAGGUUGACGCCACCUUACGCCAUGACUAUUGCUUUCUUGAUCAUCGCCCCCAUCUUGGGGUCUGGCCCCGUGUGGAAAAUAACCUUGGACCCCUUGAUCAAAAACUGCCAAGCCAACUGGUGGACCAACCUGCUCUACGUUAACAAUUAUGUGAACACUUAUGAUUUCUGUCUGGAGCAUACAUGGUACCUUGGUGUCGACAUGCAGUUGCACAUAUUGGGUCUAUGUGUUUUGCUACCUCUCAUCAAAUGGCCAAAACUUGGUGCAUUUGUUGGCGUCGUCUUAACAAUCGGCUUUGCCGCCGUCGCUGCCAUCAUCAACCUCAUCAAUGAUUUUCCACCCAGUCUGCUUGGUCUCUUUCCUGACCCAGAUGACCGAACUUUCCUCGAAGUUCCAACUUAUUUCAAACCUUACGGGCACGCUGGACCUUAUUUCGUCGGCAUGUUGCUGGGAUACAUUCUCGUCAAAUACCCGAAAAUCGUCGUCCCUAGGGUUUGGAGGGUCAUCGGGUGGUUGUUCUUCUCUACCACACAAUGCGCAGUUCUGUACGGAGUGUACAACUGGAACAAUGGAUAUCCCUGGACACCCACCAUCGCUGCUGUGUACGCCGGCGUCUCGAAACUGGUCUGGUCAGCUGGAAUUUUCUGGAUGCUUUUUGUGUGCCUGACAGGAAAUGGAGGCAUCAUCAAUCGCAUCCUCUCGUGGAAGUUCUGGACUCCGAUGGCUCGUCUCUCUUACGUCUUCUACCUCCUCCAUCCUUUGGUCAUCUGGGUGCACGAAGCCUUCGCACACAGCAACACUUACACUAGUCAUUACUUCUGGGUCUAUAACAUCUUGGGUCACUACAUGGUAACCAUGGUGCUUUCCCUCAUCGUCAGCUUGACCUUCGAAGCACCCUUCCUCGCCCUCGAAAAGAUUCUUUUCGGAGGGGGUGGCAGGGACAGAGGAGAUUCCACUCCACCUCUGAAGAAAGUGCCCGAGUUGCCCAAUUACGACUCUGAGAUGAGGCCCAGAAACUACACUCACAACAAGUAUCCGGAGGGUCAGACCAAUGGCAGCUACAGAAAUGGAGGAGACGGUCUGUACAGACCACGAGAAAAUGGUCAUCAUAAGAAUGGACAGGAGAAUGGAGCUUUUUGUCGCCUGUGAAGAAAAGAAUGACAUGCAUUGAUACCCAUCAGUAGUUGUACAAUCGUCAAAGAAGCAAUAACAUAUAUACUACAAAUAUUUUACAAAUAAUUCAUUGCAGGGAAGUAAGUUUGUUCCAAACAUGAAUGGAACAACUCUAAAAGGAGAUAAUAUAAGGAAGUAUAAAUAUCUUUAAAGUCCUCUGUUCAAAUUGCCAAAUUCACAUAAUAUUUAGGCAUCCUUAUUUGCUGAAAUAAAAAAAAAAGUUACAAGUUUGAAAUUUUGACAGAAAAACAUUUUCACAAACAUUGGCUUUUAUUGUAAUAUUGGCCAGCGUUUUCAGAAAUUUCGUGUUAUUCUGGUAAUCAUUUGGUGGCUUAAGAGAAACUUUCGGAAUAAUUUUGCAAUCUCUUGAUCAAAUUCUAUUAUAUUAAAUCAACAGAUCACUUUUGUUUUUAUUAGAUAUGCCCACCUUAGACUUAUCUUAAUAUCCAUGUUUAUUCCAUUUUGGAAAUAGAAUUCCAACAUUUCUUUCAGUUUUGCUUUCUGAUUUCCUUUGACUCGAUAUAUAUUAUGUUUUUCUCAUGGUACACAUCUGGAUCUUUUCAUUCAUCUGUUAAGUUCACGUCUUGCAAUCGAAUGAAAAGUAAGAUAUUUUUAACUCUAAACAUUUCACUGUGUGAUGUAAAUGUGCAGAGAUUUCAACCACAGAUUAUAUACGGCAAGAAGCAUUUGCAAUCGAAAUAUUCAAUUUCUCAGAGUAAACUAAUAGCUAAGAAUUAUAACGCACUUUGCUUUUGACAAAAUUUUAUCUGUGUUACUAAGAUAAUUCUGGAACUAAGUAUUUCAAAUUUAUAAAAUUACAUUUUAACUUUUGAAGUGCUGCAUUCAUUAGUAAAAACAGUGCAACGCAUGCGCAGUUUUAAGAUGAACGUAUGGCUAAUAAAGAUUAUUUGAAAAAGCACAAUUUUCUUUCAAAAUAAUAAAAAAACCCGUAAAUAAAGCAGAUAUGUUGCAAAUUAAGUGGAUAGAGGUUUUAAAUAAAGGCCAAAAAUAUAUUUUUCUCAAUACACAUUUCAUAUUUUGUGUUGAAAAAGAUGUCUAAUUUUAAAACUGAAACCACCUAUAUUUUUGAUAAAUGAAUAUAAAUAUAUUUUUUACAAAAUUUUAUUAAAAUUUAAUUGAUGACAUUUUAUAAUUUUUCCCAUGCAGAAUUAAAAUCAUGGGAAUAUAUUAAAAAAUUAAUUCUCUUACUGAUAUUAAUGUGUUAAAAGCAAACGAAAACUAGUUUUCACUGUGGUAUUUCACAUACAUGGUUCAGCUCAAUUUAAACAUCAUAGUGACGACGACAGUUUAAAUAUGAUUGGUGUUAAUAUCUAAAAUACAAAUUCUACUUAAAGUUUGAAUUUUACAAAAUAUUGAAGGGAAGCAAAUUUUAAAUGGCUAUUUGCAAUGUAUUUCUAAAACGUAAAUUUUUUUUAAAAAAAUUGUUGAAUAUGAUUUCAUGAUCGUAAGUUGCACGUUGCAAUCAUAUUUGAACUUAUUCAUUUAUUUCAAACCCAUUUAUAGAACUGAUCAUUUUUGAUACAUUUUGUAUCAAAAACAAAUAUUUAAUUUUAUAACAAAUUUGUAGAAUUCAAUACCCAAUAAGAUGCAAGAUUCAAUAAGAUAUAUAUGAUCCAAUAAGAUCUGACUGUAUGGAAUUCAAUAUCUAAUAGAUCUAAUAGAUGAUACACAAUUUAUCGAAAAUCAAAAAUAAACUUGGUCACGAAAUUUGAAUAUUGAAGUGAGAAUAAUUGUUUUUGUGGCUUAGAGCUAAAAUAAAUUACAUUUUCAAAUGAUCAAAUGCUUCCUAGGGUCUUACAGAUGUCAAAAAUACGAUUACGGGUUGAAUAUGGGUUCAUUCUUGGGAAUUAUUUCAUAAUAUCAAAUACAGUACUUAUUUUUUUAGUGUUUGUAUAUAGUACUAAAAAUUGUCUGAUAUAUAUACAUUUUUUUUCAAUAUUUUUCAUGUGUAUCAUUUUGUGAUUAUUAUUUUAUAAUAUAAUAAUCUUUGUAUAUUUAAUAAACAUUUCUUUUACACAUAAUUCCUUGUUUCCAUUAUUGUUCAUCCUUAUUCUUGUCAUAUUUCAUGUUGGGUUAUACAAAACGUGAAAAAAUUCUCAUAUUGGAAGAAGGUGUUCUGUAAAUAUCAUAAUCUAAAUCUGUUAAUAGACAUUUAGCAGACGAUUCCUUUUCAGACAUUUUAUGACUGCUACCAUUUUUAUUUCUGUUAAAAUAUCAUUAAAAAGUAAAAGCAAAC
Argiope bruennichi is the source of this 4724-nucleotide messenger RNA. Its product is annotated as nose resistant to fluoxetine protein 6-like. Gene Ontology annotation, molecular function: acyltransferase activity, transferring groups other than amino-acyl groups. The record is from RefSeq and is a predicted model, not a curated record. The transcript has 15 exons. Lineage: Eukaryota; Metazoa; Arthropoda; Arachnida; Araneae; Araneidae. Bases 53 to 2443 code for a protein of 796 amino acids.